This is a messenger RNA of Trichomonas vaginalis G3, 1830 nucleotides long. RefSeq names its product ankyrin repeat and SOCS box-containing protein 4 family. The record is from RefSeq and is a predicted model, not a curated record. Gene Ontology annotation, molecular function: protein binding. The transcript has a single exon. NCBI's taxonomy places the organism in Eukaryota, Parabasalia, Trichomonadida, Trichomonadidae. Bases 1 to 1830 code for a protein of 609 amino acids.
AUGUCCGAACAAGACGUUAACCCAAAUAAAUACAGCGAACUGCGAAGUAUCUUUAAAUACGAUAUUGACAUAUACAAUGCAUUAUAUCAGCUGAAAACAGAAAAUGAAGAAGAUUUAAAAGACAUUUACAAACUGAUCAAAACAGAAUUGAUUGAUUCAAAGAAAUACCCACCCAAAAAGAUUAUGGAAGACAUAUUAUAUAUCAUUCCGUAUAAUAAUCGCUAUAAAAAGUCAUAUUUAUCUCUUGUCAAACUCAUAUCUGAUGAAUAUCAUGUGGAAGAGGUCAACAAUACUCAACCUAUUUCAAUCUUCCUGUUUUACAAAGAAUAUGGAAUUAAAUUAGACAAAUCUGCCGAUUUUGAACAAAUUAACUCAGAAAAUCUUGAUUUUCAAACAGGAGAUACAAUUUACAGAGCAAUUAUGUAUAAUGACCUUGAAAGAUUCAUAUACUUCACGGAAAGAGAUGGAUUUGAUGAAUAUCAAACACUUGAAAGCGGAUUAUAUCCAUAUUCUAAAGAAGAAUAUUCAUUGCUUGAAUUAUGUUGUUACCACGGAGCAGUUGAUUGUUUCAAGUUAUUAAGGUCUAAAUUUAAUUCAGAAAUAACUCAAACAUGUCUGGAAUUUUCAUUCUUAGGCGGAAAUCAGGAGAUCUUGAGUGAAUGUUUGAAAUAUCAUACACCAGAUGAAGGAUGCAUGAUAUAUGCAAUUAUUUCACAUAACAUUGAUUUUGUUACAUUCUUGAUGAAUGAGUACAAUAUAGAGAUUGAUUUAUAUGAUUGUGCAGAAUAUAUUAAUCUUGAAUCAUUUUUAGUUUAUUUCGAUAAAACUAAUGAUAUUAACAAAUGCUUUAUUAUAUCUCCAAUGUUAAAUAUUCCAUCUCUUUGCGAAUAUUUCUUAUCACAUGGUGCGAAUAUCAAUGAAAAAAAUGAAAAUGGACAAACCGCUCUUCAUUAUUCGGCAUAUCAAAAUAGUAAAGAAACAUCCGAACUUCUUAUUUCACAUGGUGCAAAUAUCAAUGAAAAAAUGAAUAACGGUGAAACCGCUCUUCAUAUUGCAGCAGCUCAAAAUAGUAAAGAAACAGCCGAACUUCUUAUUUCACAUGGUGCAAAUAUCAAUGAAAAAGAUAAAAAUGGAAACACAGCUCUUUUUGUUGCAGCAUAUAUUAAUUGUAAAGCGAUAGCCGAACUUCUUAUUUCACAUGGUGCAAAUAUCAAUGAAAAAAAUAUACUCGGAAAAAUCGCUCUUCAUUCUACAGCAUGGAGUAAUAGUAAAGAGAUAGCCGAACUUCUUAUUUCACUUGGUGCAAAUAUCAAUGAAAAAGAUAAAAAUGGAAACACAGCUCUUUUUGUUGCAGCAUAUAUUAAUUGUAAAGCGAUAGCCGAACUUCUUAUUUCACAUGGUGCAAAUAUCAAUGAAAAAAAUAUACUCGGAAAAAUCGCUCUUCAUUCUACAGCAUGGAGUAAUAGUAAAGAGAUAGCCGAACUUCUUAUUUCACUUGGUGCAAAUAUCAAUGAAAAAGAUAAAAAUGGAAACACAGCUCUUUUUGUUGCAGCAUAUAUUAAUUGUAAAGCGAUAGCCGAACUUCUUAUUUCACAUGGUGCAAAUAUCAAUGAAAAAAAUAUACUCGGAAAAAUCGCUCUUCAUUCUACAGCAUGGAGUAAUAGUAAAGAGAUAGCCGAACUUCUUAUUUCACUUGGUGCAAAUAUCAAUGAAAAAGAUAAUGAUGGAAAUACUGCUCUUUACAUUGCAGCAGAAAAUAAUAGUAAAGAUACAGCCGAACUUCUUAUUUCACAUGGUGCAAAUAUCAAUGAAAAAAUAAUUACGAAUUGA